Pararge aegeria (speckled wood butterfly) is the source of this 967-nucleotide messenger RNA. It is a transcript of the gene mRpL18, whose product is annotated as 39S ribosomal protein L18, mitochondrial. Gene Ontology annotation, cellular component: ribosome; mitochondrion. Lineage: Eukaryota; Metazoa; Arthropoda; Insecta; Lepidoptera; Nymphalidae. Gene Ontology annotation, molecular function: 5S rRNA binding; structural constituent of ribosome. Gene Ontology annotation, biological process: translation. The coding region runs from base 366 to 884 and encodes 172 amino acids. The transcript is spliced from 2 exons. The record is from RefSeq and is a predicted model, not a curated record.
CGUAUUGGUCUGCCACUACUGACUCUUCUUAUCUUUUUCUUAUAAUAGUAUAUUAAAGGGCAUUGUCUGCCGCACACUCUUAACAGAAAACAUAAAACGCUUCUGACAGUUGAAAAAUUACUAAACUGAUUUUAUGGACCAUAAAUGACCUUAUCUAAUCUCUUAACUCUGGAAUUCGGUCUGUGUCGUAUAACUCUGUGUUUUAAUUAUUUAUUUACGGCUUUUUGGUUUUAAAAUAAAUCUUUUACUUUAAAAUAAAAAUUAGAUUCAAUGAGAAAGGUUGCAACAUCUUUAUCUUGUUUAAGCAUCUCAUUAUCUCACAAGCAAUAUUCGGAGUGGAAUUUCGAAUAGGUUAUAAACUAAAUAUGUUUUCGAAUGUAAAUAAAGGUUAUAUUCCGAAGCUGGUGAGAUUUAACUCCUCGGUCUCAGGUGUAUUUGUAAAUAGAAAUCCAAGAAAUUUGGAGCGUUUGCGAAUCGCACGAAAACCCGACGGAUAUCACUUGGAAAAACCUGGCCGAAAAUUCUGGCACAAAUUAGUACUAACACCUACAAAUAGAACAGUGAAAGCAGAAGUCAUCCACUUUGUCAAUGGUCCCAUUAUUGAGGCUAAAACUUCAGAAUUGGCCCUCCGUAACCAGCUUUACAGUAUAACUGAUACAUGUGCUUACAAGAAUCUUGGUAAAGUGUUUGCCCAAAGAUGUCUAGAAUGUGGCAUUAUGGAGAUGUAUUGUGAUAUUGAAGCAGUAAAAGGAGGCAAGGUUGAAAAGUUCUUGAAUGAAGUUGAAAAAGGAGGGAUCAAGCUACAAGAAAUGGAAGUUUAUAAGAAGCCUGAACCAUGGGAUCGAUUUAGACCAGAAAAGCCUUGGGAAGUUACUGAAGAAUAAGUUUUAUUUGUUGAAGGCGAUAAGUUUCAUUAGUUUUAUGUAGUUAUUUUACAUUUUAACAUUAAAAGUUAUUAGGUUAUAUA